AUGCCAAGAGCUCUCUGUCUGCAAUGCCUGCCGUUGCAUCGCGCGGUCCAGAAUGUCGCAUUCAUUCACCUCGUCCACGAAUCCGAAGCCGAGUUUAUGGCACAGAAUGCAGAGUCUGCGAGAACAUAUGCGGUGCCGGACUACCUCGAGAACUCCAUCGAUGAGAAGCGUCGACAUGAUUUGCAGCUCUAUCAUCGCAGGCUACGAAACAUUGAUCGCAAGUAUCUCAUAGAGGGCAUUGGCUGGCUCACUGAUACCGAUGGUACCGCAUAUUCUGGCUUCAUGAGCGGCUCCAUCGCGGACAAUCUCGACGAGCUCCAUCAACAGUUACAAAAGUUCGGAUCGAGCUCGUGCAGAUCGAUGAUACACGGCUUCAAUGUCAACAUGCACUCGAUCAACGAAGGCCUAGCCCCUCGUCUAAAAUUUUGGACUCCUCCGACCACCGUAGAGCAUCUCUUGCUGCGAAUACUCAGUCAUCACUGGAAAGAUGCAGCAAAACGUAUCAGGGUCGCGUUGAGGCAGACCCAAAAGCAGGAUCCGGCUCCGCUUCGCUGGGACUUUCCAUCUAAAGCUGGUGCUAUCAAAGCCGAAAGUCUGGACGUCGAGAUCAAUUGGAUUCGCAAUGCUCCAGUUCUGUCUACCUUCCUCAAGUCCAUUGACUGGCCAAUAUACGUCUCUGAGCCGUUCGCAGUAAGGCCCGUCAUGGAUAAGGUCAGGAUUAUUGACGCGGCGCCGGCAGGAUCGGACUACCAGAGCAUCUUGAUCAUGAGAUCGUCUCCACUACCGCUCACUAGCAUCAAGAGACGUUAUGAGAUCGCUAUCAAAGGUUUGGCCUCAAAGGAUGUGCUGGACAGCCAGUCGUACAUCCUUCUAUGUGUUGUAUUGACCGUCGUCAAGAAUGACACGAUGUUGUACAUCGAGGCAACGACGAAGCGACUGGACGCAAUGGUCCAGUAUCUACUACAUACUCAAGAAUGCCACAACUACAGCGCUCGAGCGUGUCGAGCCAACGCAAUCAUCGCCAAAGACCUGGGCAAGGAGAUCGAGCUACCUGCAGCUUGUCGGGUGCAUUAUAUCUUGCAUGACGACCUGCAAGCUCUUCAUCUUGAUUUGAACUACCUUGCCGACAGACUGGACAACAGCGCCAUCCAGAUCGAUAGACUCAAGCGACUCACUAUGGAUCAGAUGGAUAUGUUUGACAAGCGCCGGAACAGGCUCAUUGGUAUCCUGAUCGCCAUUUACGUACCCCUCGCAUUCACUACGUCCUUCUUCGGGAUGAACAUUGCGGAUCAUUCAACGUUCAGCUACUGGACGAAUACGACCGCGAGGCACGAAGACUUCAAUUCCUCGCUGCCGUUUGAAAGCACUGGGCUCGACAAUGUCUUCUUCGGAAGCUAUUUGCCCAUCGCCGAGCAGAACAACUACUGGGGACCGCCGAAUAUCACCGCAAACGGCACCUCCGUCAACGCCCGCGUCCCGACCUGGUUCCUGGAUCAGAACAACAUCACUGAUCUCGCGGAAACCAACUAUACCUUCACCUGGAGCACCAGUGAUUUCAGUAGUGACACCGUUGCAUACGCCGCAGAUCUGCUCACCGCAGGCUGGCCGAGCUGGCAGCUGAACCGCAAUCCCAACGCCACCGCUAACGCGACCUCGGCCACAUGGACGCAAACGAGUCUACCCGGCGCUCAUACCUGGAGACUCCAGACGUUCUGGAUCGUAGCAGGUAGCCUCGUGCUUGGAAGCAUCGUCGUUCCCAUCAUUGCAGGAGUCACGAUCCGCUUCCUGGCGCGGAUGUCGAUUUCUCACCGGAAGAGGUUCCGGGCCAUCGUCUCUGUCCUAUGGCUUACGUGA
This is a messenger RNA of Zymoseptoria tritici IPO323, 1854 nucleotides long. RefSeq lists its product as uncharacterized. Lineage: Eukaryota; Fungi; Ascomycota; Dothideomycetes; Mycosphaerellales; Mycosphaerellaceae. Bases 1 to 1854 code for a protein of 617 amino acids. The transcript is spliced from 4 exons. The record is from RefSeq and is a predicted model, not a curated record.